UCUUGGCGAUUAGUAGAAUCUACUCAAAUUAUCUCUAAUUAUUCUCUAGAAACCCUUUCUUAAGUAGGUAACCGAUAUUUAACAUUGUGCAUACUAGAAGCAACGAUUAUCAAAAUAUUGGUUUGGAAAUCAAAAAAGGUAUAUGAUUUUUUUAUUAUAUCUUCCGCUUUUUUAAUCUAGAAUAUGCUGCCGUGUGCUCGUUCGUCUCGCCACGUUUUUCGGAAAAAAAAGCACACUCUAUGCUUGAAGUCUAGACUACAGUACUUCAAUUUCCCUGUAUCAAGCGAAAUUCUAUGGACUUCCAAUCUUAAAUUACAUCAACUGUUCAUUUCCCACCACCUGCAAAGUCAAAAUUCUUCUUUUUCGUCAUGCCGCAACCUUCUCUCUGGUGAGUCUCAAAAAAUUCAGACAUCAGAUAUACCUUGUGUCGAACAAAAUCAAAAAGUACUUGGAUGUUCUGAAGAAGGAUCCUACGUAGCCAAUGAAUACGAUUUUGUGAGAACUAAAGACCAAAAGGAUCAUGGCUUGACUAGCCUCAAAGUCCGAGAACACCUAAACUCUAUCCUAAAUACACAGGAGAAGAACUGGAUUAUGCGGUUGGCGAUCAAACUCUUUUUCCGAUCUGUCAGCUAUAAUGUUGUAGGCCAGUUUUUAUAUUCUAUUUCUAAGUAUCAAAGUGAACGCGUAGAAUGGCUUCAGUUUGGGAUUCCUCGUUCUUUUGCAUCUUGGUUUUCAGUAUCAAUUAUUCAUGUUUGGAUGAUACUUGUUCGCAUUCGCAAAAUAGAGGAUGAACAGAUUUCCCGUGCUUUGGCCCAACGUGUCAUAGACGCUUUUUUUUUAGACAUCGAACGCGGUAUUGUUCGAAAAACACAUGUCACCAAUCCUAUCAUUUUAGGGAAAUCAAACAAGCAAUUUUUGCGCUCCUAUUAUGGAUCAAUGACCGCUUACGAUGAGACCUUGGUAAAUGGAGAUCCUACUCUUGCCGAUGCUUUAUACAGAAAUCUGUAUGGUUUGGACAUCUCUUCUGCCUCUUGUCAAGAGAUAGAAGGCCUGGUUCAAUACAUUAGGAGAACUCUACAUAAAUUGGACAAUUUAAGCAAUGAGACUUUCCUUUCAGGUAAUUGGUGUUGGAAUGAACCUCCGAGCCCAAGUUCACCUUUGUCUUCUCUUUAGUGCUAUUAUUAUGGCCAUCCCACCAUUAAAAUAAUUCUAUAACUGAACACUGAAUUAUAUUCAACUAGGUUCUUCUCCGCAUAUUUUCCAUCUGGCAAUGGUUUUCAUUCAAUUUCUUUUGACUGAAUGGUAAA
Schistocerca gregaria is the source of this 1307-nucleotide messenger RNA. RefSeq lists its product as uncharacterized. Gene Ontology annotation, biological process: mitochondrial respiratory chain complex III assembly. Gene Ontology annotation, cellular component: mitochondrion. NCBI's taxonomy places the organism in Eukaryota, Metazoa, Arthropoda, Insecta, Orthoptera, Acrididae. The record is from RefSeq and is a predicted model, not a curated record. The transcript has 2 exons. Bases 184 to 1173 code for a protein of 329 amino acids.